Molecule: messenger RNA, 1433 nt
Organism: Suncus etruscus (white-toothed pygmy shrew)
Lineage: Eukaryota; Metazoa; Chordata; Mammalia; Eulipotyphla; Soricidae
Gene: WNT11
Product: Wnt family member 11
Exons: 5
Coding region: 1-1065 (354 amino acids)
Biological process (GO): neuron differentiation; canonical Wnt signaling pathway; cell fate commitment
Cellular component (GO): extracellular region
Molecular function (GO): frizzled binding; cytokine activity
Source: RefSeq, a predicted model, not a curated record
AUGAAGGCGCGGCCGCGGCUGUGCGAGGCGCUACUCUUCGCCCUGGCCUUCCAGACUGGCGUGUGCUAUGGCAUCAAGUGGCUGGCGCUGUCCAAGACACCCGUGGCCCUAGCUCUGAACCAGACGCAGCACUGCAAGCAGCUGGAGGGCCUGGUGUCGGCCCAGGUGCAAUUGUGCCGGAGCAACCUGGAGCUGAUGCACACGGUGGUACAGGCCGCCCGGGAGGUCAUGAAGGCCUGUCGCAGGGCCUUUGCUGACAUGCGCUGGAAUUGCUCUUCCAUCGAACUCGCCCCCAACUACCUGCUUGACCUAGAGAGAGGGACCCGGGAGUCGGCCUUCGUGUAUGCGCUGUCGGCCGCCACCAUCAGCCAUGCCAUCGCCCGGGCCUGCACCUCCGGCGACCUGCCCGGCUGCUCCUGCGGCCCUGUGCCAGGUGAGCCUCCCGGGCCCGGGAACCGCUGGGGAGGAUGUGCGGACAACCUCAGCUACGGGCUCCUCAUGGGGGCCAAGUUUUCCGAUGCUCCUAUGAAGGUGAAAAAAACAGGAUCCCAAGCCAAUAAACUGAUGCGUCUACACAACAGUGAAGUGGGGAGACAGGCUCUGCGUGCAUCCUUGGAGGUGAAGUGCAAGUGCCAUGGGGUGUCAGGCUCCUGUUCUAUUCGCACUUGCUGGAAGGGGCUACAGGAGCUCCGAGACGUGGCUGCUGACCUCAAGACUCGAUACCUAUCGGCCACCAAGGUGGUACACCGGCCCAUGGGCACUCGCAAGCACCUGGUGCCCAAGGAUUUGGAUAUCCGGCCUGUGAAGGACUCUGAGCUGGUGUAUUUGCAGAGUUCGCCGGACUUCUGCAUGAAGAAUGAGAAGGUGGGAUCCCAUGGGACACAGGACAGGCAGUGCAACAAGACUUCCCAUGGCAGCGACAGCUGUGACCUCAUGUGCUGCGGCCGUGGCUACAACCCCUACACAGAUCAAGUGGUGGAGCGGUGCCACUGCAGGUACCACUGGUGCUGCUACGUGACCUGCCGACGCUGUGAGCGCACCGUGGAGCGUUACGUGUGCAAGUGAGGCGAUGGGACUUGGGCUCAGGAACUCUCAGAGGACAGCCAAGGAGCCUGGAGACACAGGAGCUUUGCUUGCGACUGCUAAAUGCCAGCAAGGGAGUGGCAUGGACCUGGCCUCGCCUAGAAGCCACCAGAACAGAAGGCCCGGCCGCCCUGCCAGGAGGGCUGGACAUCAAAGGAGCCGCCAACACGAUUAAAAAUAACCUGGCAGCUGAGCUGAUGUGGCCCACACUGCCUUCCAGGCUGGUCAGAGGAGCCAGGGGCCUAGAGCUGGCAACCCCAGGGAGAACUUGACCCCUCUCUCUGGGCACUCGUGCCUUCUCCCCAGACAUCAGAGUUGUUGCCCUCUGAAUGUUCUGCCCAAGGAACCCA